Molecule: messenger RNA, 2355 nt
Organism: Stegodyphus dumicola
Lineage: Eukaryota; Metazoa; Arthropoda; Arachnida; Araneae; Eresidae
Biological process (GO): cell differentiation; regulation of transcription by RNA polymerase II
Cellular component (GO): nucleus
Molecular function (GO): DNA-binding transcription factor activity, RNA polymerase II-specific; RNA polymerase II cis-regulatory region sequence-specific DNA binding
Source: RefSeq, a predicted model, not a curated record
GUGACGCUCCAGAAAUCCUUGACCUUUUUUAUAUCUCUUCCAAACUCUGGCAGAGAUUUGAGUUAGUCUUAAAACGAUUCUAUUCCCCAAAGAGGCUCCACAGACCCAUAACAGUUCGGCUACUGUGUGACAGUAACGAUGUCGCCUUUGGGUAGAACCUCAAGAUAGAAAAAUUCACACUUUAAGUGCUUUGCGACUAGAAAGCAGAUGCGCACGCAACUGUUUGGCUUUCUGAUAGUCGAGCACUUUUUUUCUUUCUUUCUCUUUUUUGUUUGAUAGAUUUCUGCAGGGAUAAUCAAGCAUAUCACUUGCGAUUAGCCAUCAGACAAUUAUUUUCUGUUAUAUCGAGAGCUUCGAGAGUAGAACAUCAAGCAAGUAUUAAAGAUGUUUAUGUAAUUUAGAUUUUUUUUUCUUCUUUCAGUUUUAUAUUUUAUGGCAAAAGGGAAUAAUCUGUGACGUGUUGAUGAGCUGACAGUAUUUCGAAACUGAUGUUGAAACAUUCUAAAAAAAAAGGAGGAAUGUGAGUAAUGUGAACAUUCCAAAUUAUCAGAUAUGCUGGCGAAUUGUAGUACUGCAAGUCGCUCCAAUACACCGUUUUCUGUAAAAGACAUUUUAAAUCUUCCAGAAGAUUCAUACUUUUUUAGCAGUCCAUCUAUAGACAAAAUGCUACUGGAAGCUAUAAAUAUGAACUGCAAUAAUAACUUGCAUUUUCAACAAGAGCCUCCUAAAUGGGAUACUGAAGCCUCUAUCAGUGCAGAACCAUUUGAAACUAUACCGUACGCACAAAACUCAGAGUAUAAGACGUCUCAUGUUGUACAGACUUCUCAAACUUCUUCUAUUUCCCCUUGUGUGAGUACUAACUCUACAGCAUGUGAUAUAAAUAAUCCGCUUUGUUACAAUUCUAGCUCUUUUGCAAUGAGCCCAAUUCAGCCAGAAAACAAAACUGGAAAUUGUUCGAAAAUUCUUAGUGAAAGUUUUCAGAAUCCCAAUUUAUGGCCUAUGUGCAAAGACAGAUGCGAUGCAACUGAUAGUGUUAGUGGUAAUUCUGCCAGUCCAACGGACAGUAAUGUAAGUGUUCAGUCAUUGAAGAGUGAUGGCCAGACAGAAGAUGUCAGCUCAAAGACAACAGAAAAGCGUUCUUCUUUCCUACGUGGGUCCAGAAGCAAGAGACGUCCUCGGGUUUUGUUCUCGCAAGACCAAGUGGCCGAGCUGGAGCGGCGUUUCCAAUAUCAGCGUUAUCUUUCGGCGCCAGAAAGGGAUGAGUUUGCUGCGAGUUUAAAUCUCACAUCCACGCAAGUUAAAAUUUGGUUUCAGAACCGUCGUUACAAAAGCAAGCGUAUGAGAUUAGAGAAAGAGACUGUAGAUUCCACUCUAUAUGGACCACGUAGAGGAAUGCUAUCUUUGCCAAUAAAUGACAACUCUUUCAACUCUGCUGAUGUACAGCAAUACAGCCCAUCCUUUCCAUAUAAUCAUUCCACUUCUCCUACACCAGCAAUGGUUUCUGGUACUGUACAUCAUUUUCCUCACGUGAGGUAUGAAGUGAAAGAUAGACUUCUUUCACCUUUUAACAGCAAUGAAGUCAUUCAAACAUAUCACCCACCAGAAAGUCAAUUGUUGCCUUCAAAUUUCCAUUUUAGUGAUAAUCGAUAUGGUUACAGUCAUGGUGAUAUUUCGAUUCCAAUGUGAAAUAUCUUUUGAGAUUCUAUUAUUAUGCAUUUUUUUCUUAAAGGCUGGACCUUUAUGCAGUUUUGCUUGUUAUUAUUUAUGUGAAUUUCUAGUUACCGAUCAAUAUCAGGGCAACUAUCAGGGUUAGAUGAGCUUUAAUAGAUUUAAUUGACUUAAUAUUCAUUAAUUUUAAAUCUUUUCUCAAGCUGAAUAUGCCAUGACAAUCAAGAAAUAGCUACAUUCUAGAAAGCCAAAAUACCUGGUCUUAGAAAGAAAAAGAUACGUAGUUAUUUCAACUGGAAGAAACAUUAAAAUUAGAUUUUAACAUUAAGACGCUCUGAAAAUGCUCUGAGAAGAAUAAUUCUUCUAGAUGUUUUACUCAUUUCAAAUUAUUCAAAUAUUUUCUUAUGUUACAUUUAUGUUAUGUCCUUGCUUUAGUUUAUGUUUUUAUAGUUUACAGAAACUAAAUAUAAGAUUUGAAAUUGUAUAUACUUUAGGCAAUAUUAGUGUUGUUAAACGAGAAUAAUAACUUAAUGAUUUGUGAAAGCAUUUUAAGCAUGCUUUUAUGCACUACAUUAGGCAUUGUCUUUCAGUGUAAUGACAACCUCCAAUAGUGUUUUCACGUUUCGUAAAAAAAAAAAAAAAAAAAACUAAAAAAAAAAAAAAAAAAAAAAGGGUCUUAUAUUAUAA